Molecule: messenger RNA, 929 nt
Organism: Cuscuta epithymum
Lineage: Eukaryota; Viridiplantae; Streptophyta; Magnoliopsida; Solanales; Convolvulaceae
Source: the annotation of a GenBank genome assembly
GCGGGUUGUACAAUAUAAGUAGUCAAAUAAUUCAUGACAUGUUAUCAGUUAUCACUACCGCCAAAAACUAAAAAUUGAGAUCAGAUAUUGCAGAAUAGUUCUUCUCCUCUGUAACAAAACUGCACCCGCCGCUUCUGAUUUCUCAUGUCCCCUUCCCUCAAAUUUUUUCUCCAUAUUUUCACGUUAGUACUGCUUCUAGGAGAAGAGCUCAAAUCCAAAAGCAACUCCACCCAUCUUCUCCAAAUUAUUAGCGGCGACGAACCUCUUUUGAAGAAGCAUUGUAAAAAACUAUCAGAAAAUGAAUCUGGCCCAGGUUUAAUGUCUAGUGUAUCCAAGUUCAGUGAAGGUGAAAUUGGAUGUGGAUGUAGGGCAGUCUCCACUCUCCAUAGCUUCUUGAGCCGAAAACCGACCGUUUCCUCCAGAGAAAGAGCUGAUGCCAAGUAGUACUGAAUGUUGGUGUUUCUCUUCUUGGGCCUCGGAUGAACCUUCAUGGCUUGAACAAUCUCUGCGAAUUAAGAACUAGGAGGGAUUUGGUGAACGAGAGCGGGUUUGAAAAAGUGGAAAGUUGAAGGAAGAAGUACUGUUUAAUUUGAGUUCAGAAUGACAAAGGAAGUUGCAAAGAUAUAAAAGGAAGACGGUAGACGGAGGAUUCAAGGGCGGUGCCGGUGUACGACGGUCUGAUUGAGUGUUUUAAUAGUACUUAAUGAUAUAUAGUACUUAAUUGACGUUUUCACUAUAGUAGAAGAGCUUAUUUGACAGUUUUCCCAAAAUAAUAUAUUUCACUUAAUGAUCAUUAAAGUUCAACGGAAUGAUAGCCUUGACUACAAAUUAGAAAAAGCGCUCAAUUUAGAUGUUCUAUUGAUGUAGACGACUAAGAAGAUCUUGAUGCUAAGGAUAUUGGAAACAUUCAUACAUGAAAAUGUCGACAG